AUGAAGCCUCUUCUUCUUCUUCUUCUCGGGAUUACUGUAGUCUCUGGUGUUAUUCGGCUUGAUGGAGACGGUGGUGGUGGUGACUGGGAUUACGGUAGCGGUGGAGGUGGUGGAGGAUGGGUACACCAUCACUCCCAUUCAUCCUCUUCAUCAUCUGAAGAACAUGGACAUGGUGGGCACGGUCAUCACGGGCCACGCCCCCCUAGGCCACGCCCUCCACGCCCACCACGCCCACCACGCCCAUCCAACUGCCCAUCCGAUUGGAUGACAUUCAAUCGACCACAAGGACCGUGGUGUGUGAAGGUGUUCUCUGGAACUACCACAAGUAAUACUGCCCAGUCGAUGUGUCAAGCGCAAGGAGCCGUACUGACAGGAAUACAAGAUGCUAAUGAGAGGAUACAGUUGGCUGACGCUGCCCGUAUCGUAAGCAAUGCCAUCGGAGGUUACAAUAAUAUGUGGCUUGGUGCGACACGUCGUGCUCAAUGUCCAAAUAAACCGUCUUGUGCCCCAUUGGACACUUUCGAAUGGACAGAUGGACACACCACUGGAACCGACGGAUUCUAUUUUCCACCCGGGGAGCCGAAUGCCCUUUAUAAGGCACAGUUCGGAACCCAAUCAUGUCUUGUUCUAACCAUUUCAUCUGCUGAUGGACAAAUUGGUAGUUGGAGUUACCCGCAUGGAUCGAUGGAUGAUGAUUACUGUCUGGAUCCAUGGAAAAUGUAUGCGUGUGGAAAGGAACCGAGUUAA
Messenger RNA from Caenorhabditis remanei, 747 nucleotides. RefSeq lists its product as uncharacterized. The coding region runs from base 1 to 747 and encodes 248 amino acids. The record is from RefSeq and is a predicted model, not a curated record. NCBI's taxonomy places the organism in Eukaryota, Metazoa, Nematoda, Chromadorea, Rhabditida, Rhabditidae. The transcript is spliced from 4 exons.